Messenger RNA from Aspergillus niger, 1137 nucleotides. RefSeq names its product polygalacturonase E precursor pgaE-Aspergillus niger (gene pgaE). Bases 1 to 1137 code for a protein of 378 amino acids. The transcript has 4 exons. Lineage: Eukaryota; Fungi; Ascomycota; Eurotiomycetes; Eurotiales; Aspergillaceae. Gene Ontology annotation, cellular component: extracellular region. Gene Ontology annotation, molecular function: polygalacturonase activity. The record is from RefSeq and is a predicted model, not a curated record. Gene Ontology annotation, biological process: pectin catabolic process.
AUGGUGACUUCUAGCUCGGUGAUCGUCCUAACGCUCUGGGCCGCACUGGUCAGUGCGAGCCCCGUUGCCGAUCCGCUGGUGACCCCCGCCCCUAAGCUCGAGGAUCUGGAGAAGCGCGCAACCUCCUGCACGUUCUCCGGCUCUGAGGGGGCCUCGUCUGCCAGCAAGUCCAAGACCUCGUGCUCCACCAUCGUGCUGUCCGACGUGGCAGUGCCCUCAGGCACCACGUUGGAUCUGACCGAUCUGAACGACGGGACUCACGUCAUCUUCGAAGGCGAAACCACCUUCGGUUACGAGGAAUGGAGCGGACCUCUUGUCUCAGUCUCCGGAACUGACAUCACCGUCACCGGGGCCGAUGGCGCCUAUCUCAACGGUGACGGCAGUCGUUGGUGGGAUGGCGAGGGCAGCAACGGCGGCAAGACGAAGCCCAAGUUCUUCUACGCCCAUGAUCUGACCUCGUCCACGAUCAGCGGGAUCUACAUCCAGAACUCGCCGGUGCAGGUGUUCAGCAUUGACGGGUCGACGUAUCUUACCAUGGAGGACAUCACCAUUGACAACACGGAUGGCGAUGAUGGCGAGGCGGCCAACACCGAUGGGUUCGACAUUGGUGAUAGCACGUACAUUACCAUCACGGGUGCCAAUGUAUACAACCAAGAUGACUGUGUGGCGGUGAACUCGGGCGAGAACAUUUACUUUUCGGGCGGCGUCUGCUCUGGUGGCCACGGGCUGUCGAUCGGUUCCGUCGGCGGUCGGAGUGACAACACCGUGAAGAACGUGACCUUCUACGACUCGGAGAUCAAGAGCUCUCAGAACGGAGUCCGCAUCAAGACCAUCUACGGCGACACUGGAUCGGUCAGUGAGGUCACCUACAAGGAGAUUACCCUGUCCGAUAUCACCGACUAUGGCAUUGUGGUGGAGCAAAACUAUGACGAUACGAGCAAAUCCCCGACCGAUGGAAUCACCAUCGAAGACUUUGUCCUGGACAAUGUGCAGGGCAGUGUGGAGAGCUCGGGCACCAACAUCUACAUCGUCUGCGGAUCAGACAGUUGCACGGACUGGACUUGGACGGAUGUGGAUGUGAGUGGAGGGAAGACCAGCUCCGACUGUGAGAAUGUGCCGGACGAUAUCAGCUGUUAG